AUGUCGGCGGAAAGCACUGUGCUUUUCAGCAAACAGUGCUUCGGGUAUCAGAACUUGACAUUCGACGUUGACCGGCUCGAAAAGGAGCUCAAGCAACAGGAGGAGGAGCAGCAAAAGCGCCAGCGCAAGGAGGCACAGCGGCGUCAGCAAGAGGAAGAGGAGCGGCAGCGGAAGUGGCAUGAGCAGGAGGAGCAGUGGAAGAAGCAGGCGGAGGAGCUGAGAAGAGAGAAGGAGAAGCAGGAGGAGCAGGAAUACCUGCGACAGAAGCUCCAGGAGGAGCAAAGGCGCUGUAGAGAACAAGAGCAGCAGCGGCAGAAAGCGGAGAAGCAGCGCCAACAGGAGCAGCAGAGGCAGCAGCAACAGCAGCAGCAGCAGCAGCGCGGGCGCGAGCAGCAGCGAAAGGACCAGAAGCAGGAGAAGGCUGAUGGCGAGAGGAGCCGCGGCGGCUUCUUUGGCAGGUGGCGUGCGAAGUCGGAGCCGGCAAAGGAGCAGAAGAGAAGAGAUGGACCGCAGGCUUCCGCUCCCAAGGGGAGCCAGUGGACAAGAUGGCCAGGAGCAGACAUGCCCCGAGCAGCCAGCACGGAAGACAAAGCCAGAAGUGCGAAAGAGACGGAAGAAAGAGCUGCGCGCGAGAAGAUGCAGAAGGUCACUGGCUGUGGAGAAGUUCUGGGCGCGGUCGCCGAGGUGCAGCUGCGCGGCAGGCGCCUUGCCUUCGUCUUCCUCCAUGGCAGCGGCUCUGAACGUGUGCGGGUCGUCUUCGACCGACGGCUCUUUGACAGCAGCUCCAGCGAGCUGCCUUUCCCGUCGAAGAGUCUCCAUGCUGACACGGUUCGUGUUGAGGUCCAGCAGACGGAGGGCGGCAAAGAUCUCUUCGGCCUCAGAUGGUUCCGUCUCCUUCAAGAGGUUCCGGCUGGAUCGACUCCUGGGAUCCCAGAACGCCCGAAAAGCUCAAGCUCGAGCUGGGUCUGCUGCCCACUUUGUCCGGCGACGUCCAUGCGGCGAUUUAGCCUGGAUCGAGGGCUGCAUGCACACCUCGAUGCAGUGCAUCGCGAAGGAGAGGAGCCCGAGGAGGCCUGGCAUCGGAAGAUAGCGGCUAUGGCCGAGGCACGCGGCAUUUUCGCUCAUCGCAGCGCCGAGGGCCUUGGCGGAGCCAGGCGCAGUGCUUUCAUCAACAGCCGCACAACAACAGACGACCGGAGGCUUCCACCAGCACUUGAGGCUGCGAGGACAGGCGAUGUCACCACCCUGGAGGGCCUUCUUCGCGAAGGCUGGCAACCCUUUCGAGCAGCUUCCUUGGACAAGCACGGCGCCAGUGCUCUGGACUGGGCUGCCGGGAAUGGGCACAUGGAGUGCGUAGAUCUGAUUCUGAAUGUGGACCCUGGCUAUGCCCUGAAGGCCACGCGUCGAGAUGGCCGGGGACCCUUUCACUGGGCUGCUCAGGGUGGGCACAACUCCGUUCUCCGGCGACUUUUGCAGUGCAAGGUGCACCCUGAUGCUCGCACCACAGCAGGAGUCACCAUGAUGAUGUUUGCAAGUUAUGGCGGCCACAUGGAGACGUGUGACUUCUUGCUAAGUCAAAGAGCAGAUCUGUGGUUGCAGAAUGCGUAUGGCUGCGACGCAGGACACUUUGCAGCCAUGGGUGGUGGCGUGGCCAUUUGCCAAUGGUUGCUUCAGCAAGGCAUGUGCUUCUCCCGACCCCAGCGCUCUGGCCAUACGGCUCUGGACAAAGCAGUGGAAUUCCGGCAAGAGGAUGUCAUAAAGUAUCUCGCACAUGUGACCGGCGCCGGGGCGGAGGAGUCGAGGAGGUAG
This is a messenger RNA of Symbiodinium sp. CCMP2592, 1809 nucleotides long. The record is from the annotation of a GenBank genome assembly. Lineage: Eukaryota; Dinophyceae; Suessiales; Symbiodiniaceae.